UGUUUCUGCGGGUGCUGGACGAGGUGGAUAGCAGCCGGAUAGAAAUCUAUAAAGAUGGCCUCAGCAAACGCGACCUACGGGCAGAAGGAGUCUUCGGACCAAAACUUUGACUACAUGUUCAAAAUCCUCAUCAUCGGCAACAGCAGCGUGGGAAAAACCUCCUUCCUGUUCCGCUACGCCGACGACUCCUUCACGCCGGCCUUCGUCAGCACGGUGGGCAUCGACUUCAAGGUGAAGACCAUCUACAGGAACGACAAGAGGAUCAAGCUACAGAUCUGGGACACGGCGGGGCAGGAGCGUUACCGCACCAUCACCACGGCCUACUACCGCGGCGCCAUGGGCUUCAUCCUCAUGUAUGACAUCACUAACGAGGAGUCCUUCAACGCCGUGCAGGACUGGUCGACUCAGAUCAAGACGUACUCGUGGGAUAACGCCCAGGUGCUGCUGGUCGGGAACAAGUGUGACAUGGAGGACGAGCGGGUGGUGGGCGGGGACCGAGGCCGGCAGCUGUCUGAACACCUGGGUUUUGAGUUCUUCGAGGCCAGUGCGAAGGACAACAUCAACGUGAAGCAGACGUUUGAGCGUCUGGUCGACAUCAUCUGUGAAAAGAUGUCUGAGAGUCUGGACGCCGGAGAUCCGGCCGUCACGGGGGCCAAACAGGGGCCCCAGCUGACAGAGCAGCCCGCCCCUCCUCACCAGGACUGUGCAUGUUAAAGCUGACUGCUGCCCCCAUAAACCCUCCUCUUCCUCCUCUUCCUCCUCCAGCUGGACCCCGGGGCCUCGGGUCACUCCUCCAUCACCCUCCUCACUCACUCUCCUUCUUCUUCUCUAUCAGUAAGAUCGUUAGCUGAGGGCCACAAAAACCAGGUUACAAGAGUCUGAAAUGCUGUGAGAGUCUAGUGGACCAGGCGUCUGGUUUCUCCUCAUCAAAGAGCUGCAGGUGUUUGUUUUUUUAUCAGCAGGAGUUGGUCUGAUGCCAAAACUAGUUCAGUCACAGUGUUUCAGACUCUUCCAGACCAGGUUCUUGGAGGGUCCUGAUCCAGCUUCUGUAGUCUCCCUGUUCCUCCGUGUGGUUUUACCAGAAGGAUUUGACGGAGUGCCAUUUCAAUCCUUCAGUGUUUACAGUUCUUAGUUUCAUGGCGGCGUGUGACCGGUGACCGCGAGGCCUCGAGGCGUUAAAGAUGGAGGAUCCAGCUGGAGUCCGCUCCGUUCUGAUAUGUUACGUUUCUUUAUGAUUCUGGAUGCACACAGAGUCAAACAUAGUUUCUUUUCUCACCUGCUGUCUAAUCAUAGAUAUCACAGGUGUUAGCAAGUGUUUUUCAUUAUUCAUCGAAGCCUUUUCAUUUGGCCUUUUUUUUUUUUUUUUUACGUUUUUGUAUCCUGGUUCCCCAUUUAUUCUUUCAUCACUGGAAAAUAUGAACAAGAUAGAGCUACGUUUAAAAAAAAGCAAAAAAUUAAGAGACACGUUUUAUUUAAUUAUAUUUAUUUCAAAUGUACAUAUAAAUGUUGUGCAAUAUAUAUAAUAUCUACAGGUAUGCAUUUCUUGAAAUGAGUUUAAAAAGGUAUGAAGUUCUAUGAGGAUCGUAUCAAAUAUCAGAGCUCCGUGUUGUUGGUUUGUGUGGAUGAUGUGUGGAUUGUUUGUUGGCUCCAUUUCUCUCCGUUUGGUCAAAUGUCAGAAAUUUUAACUUCCUGCUUCGAAAAAAAUUCCGGUGGAAUGAAGCUUUAAGUCUGGAUUACAAGUUGGAAAAAGACUAAUAAAUGUUUGUCAUCCUCCAAAUCCUCUCAGUGGGAUUUCCACUGCUGCUGCUGAUGUGAAGCUCUAAAAUGUGAAAUGUUGAUGCUGCAGCAUUUUACAACAAGCUAAUCUUGUUGAGCUGAAAUGAUAAAAUGAUUAUAACAGCAACAAUUUCUGACUCCAGCAGCAAACUUUUAUUCUUCGUCUCCCUGAUAGCUUUGGAAUAUCUCAGCCAGUCCUUCAAAUGAUUUAUCAUUCUCUAAAACACAUAAAAAGGGUUUGGAGGAUGCAAACACUGUUGGUUUGUUGGAAUUUUUUAUGGUAUUUUGCCUUUUAUCUGAUCGUUUGAAACAUCAGGAGAAAAUCAGACUCAGUGGUUUUUAUGUUUCCUUGUUAAGUGACAAACAGCCCGACAGUAAGCAGCUUCAGCAUCAGUAUUACAGAGUGUCUGCGUGUUUGUGUGAUGAUUUCUCAGUCUUCAGGUGACGAACGGACAGCACUGUUAACGAGCAUCAGACAUGAUCUGUUAACGAGCAUCAGACAUGAUCUGUUAACGAGCAUCAGACGUGAUCUGUUAACGAGCAUCAGACGUGAUCUGUUAACGAGCAUCAGACAUGAUCUGUUAACGAGCAUCAGACGUGAUCUGUUAACGAGCAUCAGACGUGAUCUGUUAACGAGCAUCAGACGUGAUCUGUUAACGAGCAUCAGACGUGAUCUGUUAACGAGCAUCAGACAUGAUCUGUUAACGAGCAUCAGACAUGAUCUGUUAACGAGCAUCAGACGUGAUCUGUUAACGAGCAUCAGACGUGAUCUGUUAACGAGCAUCAGACGUGAUCUGUUAACGAGCAUCAGACGUGAUCUGUUAACGAGCAUCAGACGUGAUCUGUUAACGAGCAUCAGACGUGAUCUGUUAACGAGCAUCAGACGUGAUCUGUUAACGAGCAUCAGACGUGAUCUGUUAACGAGCAUCAGAUGUGAUCUGUUAACGAGCAUCAGACAUGAUCUGUUAACGAGCAUCAGACAUGAUCUGUUAACGAGCAUCAGACGUGAUCUGUUAACGAGCAUCAGACAUGAUCUGUUAACGAGCAUCAGACGUGAUCUGUUAACGAGCAUCAGACGUGAUCUGUUAACGAGCAUCAGACAUGAUCUGUUAACGAGCAUCAGACGUGAUCUGUUAACGAGCAUCAGACGUGAUCUGUUAACGAGCAUCAGACAUGAUCUGUUAACGAGCAUCAGACGUGAUCUGUUAACGAGCAUCAGACAUGAUCUGUUAACGAGCAUCAGACAUGAUCUGUUAACGAGCAUCAGACGUGAUCACAUACCAGCUGGCUGCUCAUUAUAACUCUAGUUUAGAGUCAAUCAAAGGAUUAAAUAUGUUGUUCUGAGGUGCUUCUCAUUUCUGCUAACAGCUGUUUUUGACUCAUUGUGGGCUAUUACCCCCCCCCCCCAUCCCCCCCACACCAAACACUUGGUGCACUUGUUUUAAUAUAGUUUCCACUCCUUCUUUCCUCUUCACCAGCGAUUUCUGUAGAAGCAGCUGGCUGUUAGUGAUGGAGGAAGCCAGAAUGAGCAGAGUGACCCAGUUUAAAACUAAUAAAACAAGUGAACAUUUGGGAUACAGGAUUUAUUGCCAUGUAUCACCUUUUCUCAGCCACAUCUCAUGUCCCCAAAGGAAAACUUUAGUCAGCUUCUGUUUCACCUGAUAAGUUUUCAGUCUGUUUAUCUCACUGAAAAGACGACUGACACUGUUAGUAUUAAGUCCACAUGGUCCAUGUUAAUUAUACUGGAUCCAACAUGUGUUCAGGCGUUUUGCACCAUACGACUGAGACAAAGAGCCACUUCAGCAACUGACACGUUUUGAAAGUAAAUUACUGUUAAUCUCAAUGUUGCACCUUCUAGUGGACUGAAAAGCAAUGGAUUUUAUUAUUCUACUGCCAAAAAGUACAUUUGCAAUAUUAAUAGUGAAUAUACUCUGCAUCUGUUGUAUCGAUUUAAUAUCGCCCUGCAAAAUAUGGUGAUAGUGUGCUGUAUGGAGUUCUUCCCCACCCGUAUA
Messenger RNA from Centropristis striata (black sea bass), 3788 nucleotides. RefSeq names its product RAB3A, member RAS oncogene family, b (gene rab3ab). The record is from RefSeq and is a predicted model, not a curated record. Gene Ontology annotation, cellular component: endosome; synaptic vesicle; plasma membrane. Lineage: Eukaryota; Metazoa; Chordata; Actinopteri; Perciformes; Serranidae. The transcript is spliced from 5 exons. Gene Ontology annotation, biological process: protein secretion; regulation of exocytosis; protein localization to plasma membrane. Gene Ontology annotation, molecular function: GTP binding; GTPase activity. The coding region runs from base 55 to 714 and encodes 219 amino acids.